This is a messenger RNA of Populus euphratica (Euphrates poplar), 1305 nucleotides long. Its product is annotated as protein SENSITIVE TO PROTON RHIZOTOXICITY 1-like. Gene Ontology annotation, biological process: response to aluminum ion; response to acidic pH. Bases 134 to 1159 code for a protein of 341 amino acids. The record is from RefSeq and is a predicted model, not a curated record. The transcript has a single exon. NCBI's taxonomy places the organism in Eukaryota, Viridiplantae, Streptophyta, Magnoliopsida, Malpighiales, Salicaceae.
AUAAUUGUAGGAGUCAAAUUGAGGCUACCAAAAAAAGCAAAACCAGAAAGGAAAAGGGUUUUAUCAAAUCCAAUCCAAACUCACUAUCCCAGAAAAGCCAAAACAAAACAACCCAAUCGCUCUCCCAAAAACCAUGUCAAAUCCCGGCGAAUCUACCCGGAAUCCGACGGGAUAUUCCUUCCAUGUAAACAGGAACACAGACCCUAGAGUUCCCCUCCUGAACCUCUCAACAGUUUGUACGAGAAUGGAUUCCCUCAAGCAAUUCCUAUCAGAAUCAGUCAACAACAACACUUUAAUCAGUAAAGAUCAAAUGGACAUGGUGUCUUCUGAGAUCUCCUCAGCCAUAAAUCAAAUCAUCGUCAACGCCGCUGCUCUUCUCUCUAGUAGCAGUAGUAGUUCACAACCCUUUGUGCCUCAGCCGCCGGUAGAAAGUACUGCGAUAAAAAAGGCCCAGGUUUUGAAAGUAGAAAAUAGAGAAGAAAACGAGGAAGAGCUUGAUGCGGUCGAACUGCUAGCCGAACAUGUUCAUUUUUGUGAUAUUUGCGGAAAGGGGUUCAAAAUAGAUGCAAACUUGCGUAUGCAUAUGCGUGCGCAUAGGAAUCAGUUCAAAACCCUUGAGGCACUUGCGAAGCCUGAUAAGGGUGAUAAAACAAUAUCAGCUUCCUUGGCGGGGAAGACAAAUUUUUCCUGCCCCUUUGAAGGUUGUAACAGGAAUAAGAAACAUAGUAAGUUUAAGCCAUUGAUGUCUGUGAUUUGUGUAAGAAAUCAUUUUAAGAGGAGUCAUUGUCCGAAGAUGUAUUCGUGUAAUCGGUGUCAUAAGAGUUUUUCGGUUCUUGCGGACUUGAAGAGUCAUUUGAAGCAUUGUGGGGAAUCGAGGUGGAAGUGCUCUUUUGGGACUAGUUUUUCGAGGAAGGAUAAGUUGUUUGGUCGCAUGGCUUUGUUUGAAGGACAUAUGCCUGCUGUUGUUGGCGAAGAGGCGGAGAGUAAGGCCAAGGGGUUGGUAGUUGGUGGCGCAGUGGCUUUGGAGGAGGAUGAUGAAGAAGAAGAAUCGGUUGUUAAGGGAGAUGAUUUGGUUGACAAUGAGUUUUUUGAGGGAUUGCCUUUUGGGUUUGGUUCCAUGGAAGGGUAUAACUUGCAGGAUGUAUGGGGUCUCCUUUGACUGGAAUUCAGGAGUUCAGGCGAUGAUGGAUGGAUCAAGUAUAUUUUCUGCUUUUCUUGAUGGUGGGUGUGGUGUCUUUAGAUGUCUAUUUGUAUUCUUCAUAAUAAUAAAAGAGAUUACGAGCUUUCUAGUUUGAGGUUUUAAAA